CCGCUUCCGGCCUCGGCUCAGUUCUCCCGCCUCCGCCUCCGUCGCGGCUCGUGGUCAUCCCGCCAUGGCUCUGUCGCGGGGGCUCCCCCGAGAGCUGGCCGAGGCCGUGGCCAGGGGCCGGGUGCUGGUGGUGGGCGCGGGCGGCAUCGGCUGUGAGCUCCUCAAGAACCUCGUGAUCACCGGCUUCUCCCACAUCGACCUGAUUGAUCUGGAUACUAUUGAUGUCAGCAACCUCAACAGGCAGUUUUUGUUUCAAAAGAAACAUGUUGGAAGAUCAAAGGCCCAGGUUGCCAAAGAAAGUGUACUGCAGUUUUACCCGAAAGCUAAUAUCAUAGCCUACCAUGACAGCAUCAUGAACCCCGACUAUAAUGUGGAAUUUUUUCGACAAUUUAUAUUGGUUAUGAAUGCUUUAGAUAACAGAGCUGCCCGCAACCAUGUUAAUAGGAUGUGUCUGGCAGCUGACGUCCCUCUUAUUGAGAGUGGAACUGCUGGUUAUCUUGGGCAAGUAACUACUAUCAAAAAGGGUGUGACUGAAUGUUAUGAAUGUCAUCCGAAACCAACUCAGAGAACUUUUCCUGGCUGCACAAUUCGUAACACACCUUCAGAACCUAUUCAUUGCAUUGUUUGGGCAAAGUAUUUGUUCAACCAGCUGUUUGGGGAAGAAGAUGCUGAUCAAGAAGUAUCUCCUGACAGAGCUGACCCUGAAGCUUCCUGGGAACCAAUGGAAGCUGAAGCCAGAGUCAGAGCAUCAAAUGAAGAUGGUGACAUUAAGCGUAUUUCCACAAAGGAAUGGGCUAAAUCAACUGGAUAUGAUCCAGUUAAACUUUUUACCAAGCUUUUUAAAGAUGAUAUCAGGUAUCUGUUGACAAUGGACAAACUAUGGCGGAAAAGGAAACCUCCGGUUCCAUUGGACUGGGCUGAAGUACAGAGUCAAGGAGAGGAAAUCAAUGCAGCAGAUCAACAAAAUGAACCCCAGUUAGGUCUGAAAGACCAGCAAGUUCUAGAUGUAAAGAGCUAUGCACGUCUUUUUUCAAAGAGCAUUGAGACUUUGAGAGUUCAUUUAGCAGAAAAGGGGGAUGGAGCUGAGCUCAUUUGGGACAAGGAUGAUCCAUCUGCAAUGGAUUUUGUCACCUCUGCUGCAAAUCUCAGGAUGCAUAUUUUCAGUAUGAAUAUGAAGAGCAGAUUUGAUAUAAAAUCAAUGGCAGGGAACAUUAUUCCUGCUAUCGCGACUACUAAUGCGGUGAUUGCUGGGUUAAUAGUAUUGGAAGGAUUGAAGAUUUUAUCAGGAAAAAUAGACCAGUGUAGAACAAUCUUUUUGAAUAAACAACCAAACCCAAGGAAGAAGCUCCUUGUGCCUUGUGCACUGGAUCCUCCCAACCCUAAUUGUUACGUAUGUGCCAGCAAGCCAGAGGUGACUGUGCGCCUGAAUGUCCAUAAAGUGACCGUUCUCACAUUACAAGAUAAGAUUGUGAAAGAAAAAUUUGCUAUGGUAGCACCAGAUGUCCAAAUCGAGGAUGGGAAAGGAACAAUCCUAAUAUCUUCGGAAGAGGGAGAGACAGAAGCUAAUAAUCACAAGAAGUUGUCAGAAUUUGGAAUUAGAAAUGGGAGCCGGCUUCAAGCAGACGACUUUCUUCAGGACUACACUUUAUUGAUCAACAUCCUUCAUAGUGAAGACCUAGGAAAGGAUGUUGAAUUUGAAGUUGUUGGUGAUGCCCCAGAAAAAGUGGGGCCCAAACAAGCUGAAGAUGCUGCCAAAAGCAUAACCAAUGGCAGUGACGAUGGAGCUCAGCCUUCGACAUCCACAGCACAAGAGCAAGAUGAUGUGCUCAUAGUUGAUUCCGAUGAAGAAGGUCCUUCAAAUAAUGCUGACAUCAGUGAAGAGAGAAGUCGCAAGAGGAAAUUGGAUGAGAAAGAGAAUAUCAGUACAAAGAGGUCACGCACAGAACAGACAAGAGAGCUUGAUGAUAUUAUAGCAUUAGAUUGAACAGCAGUGCCUCCAGCAGAACCCUCUGACUGCAUGGAUCAUCCAAUGUCCUUUGUUCCAAAAGGAAAAAGUUGACCCCAGUGACUUGAAGAUGAUUCUGCUCCCUUUGAAAGCACUCACUUUGCUAGAACUAUCAGACACAUUGUGGAAUGCUGUAUGGAAAGUAGGAAUAUAGUUUAAAAACCCUCUGAGCAAAGCGUUUGCAUAACUAGUCAUGAGAAGAAACAACACAAUGCAUGUUGCCUUUUUAAUGUAAAUAUUCUUAGGUAUCAUUUAAUAGUUUAAAAUAUUGUGGUUUAGUAAAGUUGAUACCUGGUUAUAAAUAUUAUGCCUUUAUUUUUGGUUAGAAAAAGAAUUAUUUUUAGCCUAGAUCUAACCAUUUUCAUACUCUUAACUGAAACAGAUUUAAAAAAAGUAUCAAGUGCUGUAUUGAAACUUGUUUUUAAAUAUGAACUGGCACUAUGUAUAUUGAUGUAAAACAAUGUUAAUUUACUCAAGUUUUCAGCUUGUACUGCCUGGUAUGUCUGUGUAAGAAGCCAAUUUUUGUGUAUUGUUACAGUUUCAGGUUAUUUAUAUUUGAUGUUUUGUAAAACUCAAAUACAACUAUACUGUACUUAUGGACCAAAUAAAUGGCCUCUGCAUACUUGUUGUACAUGCCUGCACAGUAUCUGCUGCCUUGUUGGGUUUAUUCAUUGUAUUUUCUGCAGGAAUGCUAAAUCCUUUCCUUUUAAAAAAUUAAUUUGUGAUGGAUAUGAAGGUUAAAAGAUCUCCACUGUUUGCCAUAGAUGAGUACUUUCUAAAAUAAAGUUUUUAAUGGUG
This is a messenger RNA of Myotis lucifugus (little brown bat), 2803 nucleotides long. RefSeq names its product ubiquitin like modifier activating enzyme 2 (gene UBA2). Gene Ontology annotation, biological process: protein sumoylation. Gene Ontology annotation, cellular component: cytoplasm; SUMO activating enzyme complex. The record is from RefSeq and is a predicted model, not a curated record. The coding region runs from base 65 to 1984 and encodes 639 amino acids. Gene Ontology annotation, molecular function: SUMO activating enzyme activity. NCBI's taxonomy places the organism in Eukaryota, Metazoa, Chordata, Mammalia, Chiroptera, Vespertilionidae. The transcript is spliced from 17 exons.